AUGUUGUUGUCGUUAGCGUCACUAAUCUAUAACUGGCGGUCAAAGAAGGUAAAGAGUCCUGAUGAUUACUAUAAAUGUAUCUAUGGGUUUCAUGUUCAUGUAAGUUAUGUUUUGUCUCAUACAUUGCAACUUUAAAUAUUUUUUGGAAAACUCAUGGCAAAUAUAAUAUUGAAAUUAUAUAGUCGUACCUUUAUAUUUAUUGUUAAUUUGACAAAAAUUAUAUCGAUAUCGUUGAUGUUUAUCAUUUUAGAAAGCAACAUUUGUGUUAUCAUUAAUAUAUCUGACAAGUUCUGCUUUAACUACUGGAACUUUGAUUCAUAUGGCCCAGAAUGAUCUGGUGAUAACGAGUAAAGGAGUAGAGAUAGUGUCGUAUAUGUUGCUGCUGAGUGGGAAUCACUUUGAUAUGCCUUGGUUGUACAUGCCUUAUAUCUUUGUUUUUGUAAGUGUUAGAUGGCAUUAUGUUAGGUCGCUCAAAAAAUCCUGUGCCUCUUUUCAAAGCAAAUUAUUAGGGUUAGGGGCAACAGAAUUAUUUUAACAAUCAAAUAUUUACAUAUUUACCAAAAUGUAUAAAAUCUUUACAAGUGCCCAAUGUUUAGACCUUUAACUCCGUCUUACAACUCCUCUACUCAGCCUAUCUCUACUUGACUGCCUUCCAAAUAAUUGGCCCAGGCAAUGGACUAAUGGAGCAUUGGGACCAAUUCCAAGCAGUACCAGAACAAGCCCUACAAGCCUCGAUUACUUUGUUCUCUCAAACCGCUAGUGGAAUAUAUGUUUUGUGGAUUGUGUUCAGAAGUUGGCAGUACUUGAGGUUGAAGUUGAAGAAGGUCGAGCACUUCAAAAGUCAAAUGACAGAGUCUAAAUUGGCUAUUAAAAACGAAUAG
This is a messenger RNA of Bursaphelenchus okinawaensis, 881 nucleotides long. The record is from the annotation of a GenBank genome assembly. Lineage: Eukaryota; Metazoa; Nematoda; Chromadorea; Rhabditida; Aphelenchoididae.